This is a messenger RNA of Coffea arabica (coffee), 1091 nucleotides long. RefSeq names its product small polypeptide DEVIL 14. The record is from RefSeq and is a predicted model, not a curated record. NCBI's taxonomy places the organism in Eukaryota, Viridiplantae, Streptophyta, Magnoliopsida, Gentianales, Rubiaceae. Gene Ontology annotation, biological process: negative regulation of cell population proliferation.
CAGGAAGCGGAUACGGUGAAGUCAUUCUCAUGGAGGUUGGCUGGGGAACAAGAAUGGUGGCUUGCCAACGACUGUGUCAUAUGCUGUUAGCGCAGUGCACCCCAAGCCGUAGGGCCAACCUUUAAUUAUCAAUCACCGUUCACCACACACACGUUGCCUCUCUUACAGUCACACAUAAAUUUCAGUACUACACGUCUAUUUAAGGGCACAAGAAUCCCUUGAAAUCGUCAUUCAACAGCUUCCCUUGCUCGCUCUCGCCAAUUUACAGUAGUACAGAACAGGUCCAGUUCCCAAUCCCAUGGCUGCAAAUGCGCUGUCUUUCAGGAGUGUCUCCAAAGUGCGGUCAUUCAGCAGAUGCUCCAAGCCGCUAAGAGAGCAGCGGGCGCGCCUUUAUAUCAUUUGGAGAUGUACGGUGCUGCUCGUAUGCUGGCAUGACUGAGCUUCAGAUGUAUGUAGCGUAGCGGAAAUGGGGCAGGGACGGUCAUACUGAUGACCGUCCCUGAACGGUUAAUGGUCAUGAUCUGCCCUCAAAAAUUUGUGCGGCUGAGAUCACAAGUUGUAACUCGAUUUUCAUGUCAUGUGUGGGUCCCACAAAAAUUUGCUGUAAAGCUUCGCGACGUGCAAAAUAAAGUUACGCGAUGUACAAAGAAAGUUACGUACAAUUGAAAAUGAACAAAAUCGUCCGGAACGAUUGCACCUGCAACCGUCCGUGCCCCUUGUCCGUAGCGUAGCAGGCAGGAGCACACUGCACAACUCAACACACUAGUGUAGUGUGAUUACUCCUCAGUGUUGUAAAUUUUGACACAUGAUUUGGUCAUCCUUGUAUAGUUCAGUUUUGACCAGAGAUGGCCACGACGUAUAGUCAGUCAGUCUCCAUUAGUCGAGAAGUCGAGGGUAUGAAUUUAGAAGCCGGAGUACGAAAUCACGAACACAUGAUAGAAAAACCCAAUCUUUUUAUCAUGUCCUUUCGGCUGCACCUUUCGGAACUUUCUGAUUUUCCUGUAAAGACGGUGAAUGUUUUGAUUGUUCUUUUCAUCAAAUUGGUUACGAUAUAAUGGAAAAGCAGUUCCAAAGUCUUUAAAGGAGUUUCC